Hyalella azteca is the source of this 729-nucleotide messenger RNA. RefSeq lists its product as uncharacterized. The coding region runs from base 1 to 729 and encodes 242 amino acids. NCBI's taxonomy places the organism in Eukaryota, Metazoa, Arthropoda, Malacostraca, Amphipoda, Hyalellidae. The transcript has a single exon. The record is from RefSeq and is a predicted model, not a curated record.
AUGGUGGAUGCCAUCCACGGCGACCGCACCCAGGCCCAGGUGUGUAGUGGGGCUGUGGUCAUGGUGGAUGCCAUCCACGGCGACCGCACCCAGGCCCAGGUGUGUAGUGGGGCUGUGGUCAUGGUGGAUGCCAUCCACGGCGACCGCACCCAGGCCCAGGUGUGUAGUGGGGCUGUGGUCAUGGUGGAUGCCAUCCACGGCGACCGCACCCAGGCCCAGGUGUGUAGUGGGGCUGUGGUCAUGGUGGAUGCCAUCCACGGCGACCGCACCCAGGCCCAGGUGUGUAGUGGGGCUGUGGUCAUGGUGGAUGCCAUCCACGGCGACCGCACCCAGGCCCAGGUGUGUAGUGGGGCUGUGGUCAUGGUGGAUGCCAUCCACGGCGACCGCACCCAGGCCCAGGUGUGUAGUGGGGCUGUGGUCAUGGUGGAUGCCAUCCACGGCGACCGCACCCAGGCCCAGGUGUGUAGUGGGGCUGUGGUCAUGGUGGAUGCCAUCCACGGCGACCGCACCCAGGCCCAGGUGUGUAGUGGGGCUGUGGUCAUGGUGGAUGCCAUCCACGGCGACCGCACCCAGGCCCAGGUGUGUAGUGGGGCUGUGGUCAUGGUGGAUGCCAUCCACGGCGACCGCACCCAGGCCCAGGUGUGUAGUGGGGCUGUGGUCAUGGUGGAUGCCAUCCACGGCGACCGCACCCAGGCCCAGGUGUGUAGUGGGGCUCUNAGAUGUGUAUAA